GCUAUAAACGACAAUGUGGUUGUCAUUUGUGAAGUUCCUUCAAGCUUCACAACUAACAAGAGAUGGUUACGAAGAGCGCGAAGGAAUGAACGAACAAUGUCUUCACAAGAGCAAGCACUAGUCUCCCUUCUCUCCCAACUAGCCCUAUCCUUCGACGGCGCCGUUUUGGGUUUAGCCAUAGCCUACGCCGCCGUCCGCACCAUCGUCAAAUUCACCGCCACCUCCGCCGCCCUUCGCAAGAUCAACCACGCCCCUUCCCUCUCCGUCUCCGACCUCCGCUCGCUCCUCACCGACGACGACGAUGGCAAAAUCGUUAUUGUCCGCGGCACCGUUGACGCCAAGGCCGCCGUCGACGGCAGCUGGAAAACCUUCCGCCCCGGCGUCUUGGUUUCACGUGAGACCGGUGACAGAGGUGUCAUCCUUCAAAGAACUGAAACGUGUAUAUACAAUGAAUGGAAGGGCUUGUUUGGGUGGACUUCUGAUCUUCGAGCCAUUGUUACAAGAUCGUGGAGACAGCAAGAGUCUACAUCCUUAAGAAAGGUGCCUUUUGUUCUCAUUGAUGUUGGCCGGCAGCCAUAUCCCGAGUAUGUGGUUGUCAACUUGGAUGGCUCAAGACACCCAUUACCUCUGAUAACAGUUUAUCAUAAAUUGCAACCCAUAAGUCCGUCUCCUUAUUCAUUCUUACAGGCACUCUUUGGGCAUGAGUAUCCGGUUGGACUACUAGAUGAAGAGAAAAUUCUUCCCUUGGGGAAGGAUAUCAGUGCUGUAGGCCUUUGCAAUUUAAGAAAUGGAAUUGCUGAAAUUAAGUCAUGCAAAGAUCUACCAUAUUUUCUGUCUGACUUGGAUAAAGAUCAGAUGAUAGUAGAUCUUUCCUUCAAAACAAAAAUACUAUUUUGGAGUGGUAUUGUUCUUGGUUCAAUGUCAGUUGGGGUCCUUAGCUAUGCAGUUGUGAGGAACUGGAAUAAGUGGAAACAAUGGAAGCAGCAAAGGCAGCUCCAGCAACAAAGGCAAACUGUCAGUGUUAAUGUUGAUCCUCAUCUGGAUGACGAGACUGAAGAUGUUCCAGAUGGACAGUUAUGUGUUAUAUGCCUGAUGAGGAGAAGGCGUUCUGUUUUCAUUCCAUGUGGGCAUCUUGUAUGUUGCCAAGGGUGUGCCAUAUCAGUUGAAGGUGAAGUGUCACCCAAGUGUCCUGUUUGUCGUCAGGAGAUUCGGGAUUCGGUCCGGAUCUUUGAAUCUUAAAUAGAUAGAGGCUGAUUGUUCUGUUCACUGCAACAAGAGUCUCUCAUGCCUGCUGAUGAACAAAAUGAUGGUUUUGUUGUUGGUAGAUCUGGCGUUCAAGGGAAAACCUGCCCUGCUCUUAUUUUCAAUGAACAAAAAUUUAUCAGGUGUACAUAUAUUUGAAUAUGGCUUAAAUAGAUUGGUGGUAGUUAAUUGGCAGCUCUCCCGGGAAAGUCAUCUAUAGGGAGGGACUGCCAGAGUUUUCCGAACAGGGUCUACUACACCUGUCAAAGACAAAAACAAAAAAAACAAAAAAUUGGCAGCUCCUGUUCUCACUCUGUGCGGCUUUCCGGUGGAGGGGGGAUUUAGUUCCUCUAAAAUGGGUAGCUUGACAGAAAAUUGAGGCAUCUCAACCAUUAACGGCAGAAUCAAUGGUGUAAAAUUUAAUAAUCAUAAUUGGUUAUGUACACGCAUGUAAUAUCAACUGUUGAUUUUUUCAUUAUUGGUUGAGAUUCUUUAAUUUUCCCUUAAGAGCUUACUUUACAGGAAACAAAUCUUUUUUUGUACAACCUUGUAGGAUUUCGAGUUCUCAUAGUUGCAUUGUACAUAUUUAAUUUCAGCAGACACAUAUAGAAUGAAUCCUGAAAUGGUCUUGUGUAUGAAA
Messenger RNA from Lotus japonicus, 1882 nucleotides. RefSeq names its product E3 ubiquitin-protein ligase SPL2. The transcript has 6 exons. Bases 97 to 1239 code for a protein of 380 amino acids. Gene Ontology annotation, molecular function: ubiquitin-protein transferase activity. NCBI's taxonomy places the organism in Eukaryota, Viridiplantae, Streptophyta, Magnoliopsida, Fabales, Fabaceae. The record is from RefSeq and is a predicted model, not a curated record. Gene Ontology annotation, biological process: organelle organization; protein ubiquitination.